CUGAGGUAUUUGAGGGCAUGGUUUUAUUAUGCUAAAUAUUUUUUAUCAUAUUUAAUGAAAUAUGAAAGAUGGUUUUACUUCAAAAUGUGUCGCUGUCAAAAAGUCUCCUUUGGAAUUAGCUAGCAUUAACUACUUAGCAACGGUUAACUAACUUCUUACAUUGCGGUCGUCGGUGCAGGUGAUAGACCAAAGAUACAAAGAGAACUGAAUUUAAUGCCCAUUAUGAUUAAGUGUUUACCCAAAGAGGUUCAGGGGAAGCUUCGCUCCGGUGUCGCUAUCCCCUCGCUUCAGCAGUGUGUGGAGGAGCUGAUUUUAAACAGCAUCGAUGCCGGGGCGACCUGUGUGGGAGUCCGAAUGGACAUGGAGGCAUUUAAAAUUCAGGUGAUCGAUAACGGUGCUGGGAUGAGCGCCGAGGACAUGGACUGUGUUGGGAAUAGAUACCACACAAGUAAAUGCACUUCUGUGGCAGACCUGGACAACCUCAGGUGGUACGGUUUCAGAGGGGAAGCCUUGGCGAGUUUAGUUUCUUUAGCCACACUUGUUGAAAUCUCCUCCCGGACCAGAUCAUCUGUAAAAACACACGUUAAAAUAUUCAAGGAGGGGAAGGGCUUGGAGGUCUUUGAAGCAGAGACUGCUCGACCCUCUGCGGGGACAACUGUCAUCAUUUGUAACUUCUUCCACAACAUGCCUGUCCGAAGGAAGAGGGUUGAUGCCGUCCUGGAGGGUGAGAGGAUCAGGCACAGAGUGGAAGCUAUUUCCCUGAUGCACCCCUCUGUUUCCUUCACCCUGAAGAAUGACUGCACAGGAGCCAUGAUGGUGCAGCUCCCGAAAGCAAGAAACACUUAUCACAGGUUUGUUCAGAUACAUAAUAUCGGGCGAGCAGAGAAGCUGGGAGAAAUGAGCCACGCAUACAAACAGUUUGAAGUGAUGGGUUACAUUGGCAGAGAGGGCCACUACAACAACAGCUUACAGUUCCUGUAUGUGAAUGAAAGACUGCUGUUGAAAACACGUAUUCACAAGCUGCUAAAUGUUCUCCUGCGCCAACUGACCAGUUCGAUCCAGAAGAAUGACAGUCCGGAUGGGCAGUCUGUCUUCAGAAGUCCAAAGCACAGGCGAAGUCAAGAUCUGUAUGGAAUGUAUAUCAUCAAUAUUAAAUGCUCUUACUCGGAGUAUGACAUUUCCCUUGUGCCUGCCAAAACUCUAAUAGAGUUCAAAGACUGGGAUGGCAUUUUGCUCUGUGUUGAAGAAGCAGUGAAAGCUUUCCUGAGCAGGGAGAACUUGGUGGCUGUCCUUACUCAAGAUGACUUGGACUAUGCAUCUCCAAGAGUGUUUGGAACUGACAAAACAGAACCAGAAGAGAACGGUGACAAUGGUGACCAAACAGCUAUCAGUAUUUCUACAAUGGACUGUAGCGUUGGCACGAGACUGGCAUCUGAAUCUGUUCAUCGUAAUCACACAGGUGACAGUGUUUCUAAAGAUGGUGUUUGCCUGGAGGCUAGAUCGUAUAAAAGUGAACAACCAGGCCAGAAAAAGAUAAGUACAAAUGAGUUGCAAAAUGUACACAGUGAAAAAGGUUUAAACAAUGAAUGUAGAGAUAAGCUGAUGUCUGAUCUGGCUACAGUGGAACCUUUAUCUUAUAAAAUUAAUAAAGAAGUGGAGCCCGCAUAUAGUGAAGCUGGGGAAGGUUCUAAUAUUUUGCAUAUUUCAAGAGAGCUACUUUUAAAAGAAGGAGUUGACAGCUUUAUUCAACAAGCCCAGCCUGCUUUAAAGUACACUGAGAGAACAGUACCUGACUGUCAGGACACAAGCUGCCAUGCACAGACUUUAGUAAGUAAGAGAAAGAUCAGAUUGUCUGAUCAAUACAUUCAAGAGAGUCUGCAGACUCAGGACCUUUUGCAAAACAAUAGGCCAGUAUUUCAGGAGGAAAGUUUAACAGUAAAAUCUGAAGAAAAAGCUUCUGUUGCAAAACGCAAAAUCUCACUAGACACAAGCAGAUCUUCUCAGAAACAAUGCAGAGACUCUUCCUCUGUUGUCCCCUCAAAGAUUUCCAAGAUAAUUUCAUGCCAUAAAUUGUCUGGAUCACUUGACAAGUUUCGACGAACAUGUGUUAAAUCUGGUGAACUCAAAUCACAGUUACCCAAGGCUCAUUUGAAGACCGACACUCCUCAGACAGACCGCAUUUUUUUGAAUGCAUCAAUUUUCCAGGAAGCUCAACAAGAAGAUGAGAUGCAGGACAAAGAUAAGGCACAGAACAGCCUCCAAAGCCCGCCAGCUCUCUCUGUUUUCACUAAGAUAAAGCCAGAAUCAGCACAGAACCAAGGUAAAAAAUCUUUGGCAGCUAAACUCCGUCAUUUGAAACAACAUGGGACAGAUGAUUCAGAGGUAUCAUUGGAUUUUUCCAGAAACAUCUCAAAGGAUACUAUCUGUGUCAGUACUGGAAUUGACAGUAACCAAGAUAGCAAUGAGAUUCCCUGUGACCCUGAGUUCAAUAUGAGGCCAGCCUUAGGAUGCAUUUUAAACCCUGAACUUGCUAUGAAUGAAGAGGAUGCCACAUCGAGCGACUGGCUACAACACUACGACGCAUCUGUCGGAAAGACGGUUUAUGUGAACAGAGUGACCGGGCUCAGCAGAUAUGAGGACCCAGCUAUGGAGGAAACUCAAGUGCGCUGCACGUCUGAUGUCACCAAUAUAGCAGUUAGUGUCAUUUCUGAAAUGGGGAUGGAAUACAGGUGUUAUCCAUUUCAGGUGGAUCUAGUGUUGCCAUUCCUGCCUAAAUCCAGACCAGAAAGGGUGAUUAGAUCAGGGCCUGAUUGUAGAGGUGAUGUUGGUGAAAGCUCAAACUCACUUUUUUCAUUGUACUCAAAAUGGAAUAAUCCCGUGUUUGUCCGCCCUCCAAUGGUCGGUGUGGAUAUUUCCAGUGGACAAGCUGACGGACUGGCUGUAAAGAUCCACAACGUCCUUUUUCCAUACCGCUUCUCUAAGUCCAUGAUUCACUCCAUGAAGGUUAUUCAUCAGGUGGAUAAAAAGUUUCUUGCGUGCCUUAUUAGUACAAAGGAUGACGAGAUGGUGGAACACACUGAAACUAAAGGAAACCUGUUGGUGCUGGUAGAUCAACAUGCUGCACAUGAAAGAGUGCGACUUGAAAAUUUAAUUGCAGUCAUAGCUGUUUGUGCUGUCACAGAUUCAUAUGAAGAUGACCCAGAUGCCCCAGGAGAGAGACGCCUGUGUACUUCAACCAUUUUGCCACCUCUUGGGAUCAGUGUAACAGAAGAGGAGAUAAGGCUGCUUAGGUCCUGUCAGCCACAUCUAAGGAGUUUGGGCCUGGAAGUUCAUUUUUCACUGGCAGCGGAUCUAAAAGUGUUUGUCGGGAAAGUGCCAUUGUGUUUUAUGGAAAAAGAGAGUAAUGAGCUGAGGCGAGGAAGACCAUCUGUUAUAAAGCCAAUUGCUGAGGAAUAUCUUCGAGAGCAGAUUGAGCUACUCCGCUCAACAGGUAGAGUGAGAGGAACUUUGCCUCUCACUGUUCUGAAAGUGCUCGCCUCACUAGCAUGCCACGGUGCCAUCAAAUUCAACGACACCCUAAGUAGAGAUGAAUGCUACAGCUUGGUGGCAUCCUUGUCUGCCUGCCAGCUGCCCUUCCAGUGUGCUCAUGGCCGUCCAUCUAUUGUUCCCCUCGUAGACGUCCUUCAUUUGGACAAAGACCACACGGAAGUCCAGAAACCCAACCUCCGAAAGUUGAGAAGAAUGUAUAAAGCAUGGAAGCUAUAUGGGAAUACUUAAGGGUGUGUAUUUUGUUUUUAAAUGUGUUGUUUUGUUUCUAAAAAAAAAAAAAAGAUAACUUAUUAAAUGGUUCAGAUAUUCCUGUUUCUUUGCCCAAAUUCUAUGGCUCAA
Messenger RNA from Pelmatolapia mariae (spotted tilapia), 3888 nucleotides. RefSeq names its product mutL homolog 3 (E. coli) (gene mlh3). The transcript has 12 exons. Lineage: Eukaryota; Metazoa; Chordata; Actinopteri; Cichliformes; Cichlidae. Gene Ontology annotation, cellular component: mismatch repair complex. The coding region runs from base 214 to 3777 and encodes 1187 amino acids. Gene Ontology annotation, molecular function: ATP hydrolysis activity; protein binding; ATP binding. Gene Ontology annotation, biological process: mismatch repair. The record is from RefSeq and is a predicted model, not a curated record.